CACCCCUCAGCCUCUGAUUUCCCUGACCCAUCCGGGGCUUUUUCUUUUCACGAACUUCUCUUCUGUCUGGGCUCUGGGUUUUUUAUAGGCUUGGAUUCUUUUUUUUUCUUAACUUGUAUAGCAUGAUCUCCGCCACCCAAAUGUCGGCCAGCGCGCGGGCGGCCACUCUACGGACCUAUGUCCCGAGCCUGAAGACGGCUUACAGCCAGCACUCGUUGGUGCAGACCUACUCCUAUUCGACAUCGUCAGCAGCACGAAAGACCCUUCUUUUGAAUAGCCAGCGCACAAAUCUCCCAGUCUCAACCCUUCUCUCGCCCUUUGCUGCUCUGCCACUGAACAAGUCAUUCCAUGUUGCCACCUCCCUCAGACAACAACAGCAGCAGCAGACGGAGAAAGAGAAGCAGUCGGAGGAAUCGAGUGAAGGAAAGAGUGAAGACCAGAAAGAUGGUGAGAAGAAGGACGCCCCUCCUCCGCCUCCCCACGGCGACAAGACUCCCUGGCAAGUUUUCAGAGAGACUCUCCAAACUGAAUUCAAGGCGUCGAAGGAGUGGAAUGAGUCAACGAAGGCUCUCGCAUCCUCCGCGCACCAAUUCACGGAGAACGAGAAUGUCAAGCGGGCUCGUGCCGCUUACGAGGCUGCCUCUGGGGCUGCGACCUCCAAGACUUCCACUGCGUUGAAGCAUACCGGCAAGGCUAUUGGCAAGAGCGCCUCCUGGACAUGGAACACCCCCGUUGUGAAAGGUCUCAGGAAGGGUGUCAACGCGACUGGCUCCGGUAUUGAGAAGGUCACGAGACCGGUUCGCGAAACCGAGGCCUACAAGACCGCAGUUGGCGGUGUGAAGGACGCAAUUGACGAUGGAAGCAGCUCUCGCUACGGUGGCUGGAUUGAGAAGGAGGAGCGACGGAAGCAGAGAAAACUGCGCGAAGAGAUGGAGGCCAAGGCUGGUCGUCGCACCGAGCCUAUGGUUGAGGACCCCAAUGCUGGCACCAACGUCACGCUGCACAAGGACGCUGCCUGGAAGGAGUCGUGGCGCGAGUUCAAGGACUCGAACCCUAUGAUGCAAAAGCUUUUUACCCUGAAGAACACCUACGACGAGUCGGAAAACCCUCUCAUCACAACUGCGCGCAGCAUUUCGGAUCGUGUCGCCGGUUUCUUCGCUGAGAAUGAGACGGCUCAAGUCAUCAAGAGGUUCCGCGAGAUGGACCCCAAUUUCCAGAUGGAGUCUUUCCUGAGGGAGAUGCGUGAAUAUAUUCUGCCUGAAGUGCUCGAUGCCUACGUUAAGGGCGAUGUCGAGACCCUCAAGCUCUGGCUCUCCGAAGCUCAGUUCAAUGUCUACGCUGCUCUCGCUCAGCAGUACACUAACCUCGGUCUCAAAUCCGAUGGUCGUAUCCUGGAUAUCCGUGGGGUUGACGUCUCUCAUGCCCGUAUGCUGGACCCAGGUGACAUCCCUGUGUUCGUUGUGACCUGCCGCACGCAGGAGGUCCACGUCUACAAGAACGCAAAGUCGGGCGAACUCGCGGCCGGCAUGGAAGAUAAGGUUCAACUGGUCACUUACGCCAUUGGCCUGACACGGAUACCCGAGGAUGUCAACAACCCAGAGACCCGUGGAUGGAGAUUGAUCGAGCUGCAGAAGGCUGCUCGGGACUACAUCUAACCUCCGCCGGAUAACUCUUCCAACCUUUACCCGUCUCCCUUCUCAACAACAACUCCCUUGUCUUCAUCAUUGGCCCAUGAAUUUCCUUCUUCUCUUCUCGAAUGUUUUGAUAUCAUAUCCUACUGUACAAUAUUGACCUUCUAAAUAGAGAUCAGGCGGAACUGGCGCUUCGUGAAUCGCUUGUGAUAGUAACUUGAUUAAUCUCGCAAUAUCCUCCUUCCUCACAGGUUUCAUUUCAGACCAGAUGCUGGCAAACUUGUUAUCUCUGGAUCCGAGAUCGAGUUGUCUCCGAGAGUCCUCGGUCAGGCACAAAUAGUGCAGCCUACUUAUUACUUGUGGCGUUUUGCGGCGUCUUGUGUUAUGUUUGGCAACUUUACCCUCCACUCAUCUGAUUAUAUUCUCGCAGCUGCCCCAAUAUUUAGCUUAGUCCUUGUUAUUCUUCACCCAUUUCCAGCUGGAGGGCCGCCCUAUCAGUCGGAG
Molecule: messenger RNA, 2135 nt
Organism: Aspergillus homomorphus CBS 101889
Lineage: Eukaryota; Fungi; Ascomycota; Eurotiomycetes; Eurotiales; Aspergillaceae
Gene: tim44
Product: protein translocase subunit TIM44
Exons: 2
Coding region: 123-1655 (510 amino acids)
Biological process (GO): protein import into mitochondrial matrix
Cellular component (GO): mitochondrial inner membrane
Molecular function (GO): protein-folding chaperone binding
Source: RefSeq, a predicted model, not a curated record